AUGGGUGUGGCCACGUGCACUAUCAUGUGCGGGCGCAUGCUUUUGGCACAUGACAAAAAGGUGAACUUCACAGUAGACCAGAUCCGGGCCAUCAUGGAUAAAAAGGCCAACAUCCGGAACAUGUCAGUGAUUGCCCACGUGGAUCAUGGAAAAUCCACUCUCACCGACUCGCUGGUAUGCAAAGCUGGGAUCAUCGCCUCGUCCCGUGCUGGAGAGACCCGUUUCACCGACACGAGGAAAGACGAGCAAGAGAGAUGCAUUACCAUCAAGUCGACGGCCAUUUCCCUCUUCUACGAGCUCUCAGAGCACGACUUGGCCUUCAUCAAGCAAAGCAAAGAUGGCUGCGGGUUCCUGAUCAACCUAAUUGAUUCCCCUGGCCACGUGGAUUUUUCUUCAGAAGUUACAGCCGCCCUACGGGUCACCGACGGUGCCUUGGUUGUUGUGGAUUGUGUUUCCGGGGUGUGCGUCCAGACCGAGACUGUCCUGCGCCAGGCUAUCGCUGAGAGGAUCAAGCCCGUCCUGAUGAUGAACAAGAUGGACAGGGCCCUGCUGGAGCUGCAACUGCAGCCCGAGGAGCUCUACCAGACCUUCCAGCGCAUUGUGGAAAACGUCAACGUCAUCAUCUCCACCUACGGGGAAGGCGAGACCGGCCCUAUGGGCAACAUCAUGAUCGAUCCAGUCCUUGGCACGGUUGGGUUUGGCUCCGGCCUGCAUGGCUGGGCUUUUACACUGAAACAGUUUGCCGAGAUGUACGUGGCCAAGUUUGCAGCCAAAGGCGAAGGGCAGCUGAACGCCACCGAACGUUGCAAAAAGGUGGACGACAUGAUGAAGAAACUCUGGGGUGACAGGUAUUUUGACCCGGCGACUGGCAAGUUCAGCAAGUCUGCAACCAACCCCGAUGGAAAGAAACUGCCAAGGACUUUCUGCCAGCUGAUCCUAGACCCCAUCUUCAAGGUAUUUGAUGCAAUCAUGAACUUCAAGAAGGACGAAACGGCCAAGUUGAUUGAGAAGCUGGACAUUAAGCUGGACAGCGAGGACAAAGGAAAGGAAGGCAAGCCUCUGCUGAAGGCUGUGAUGAGACGCUGGCUCCCUGCAGGAGAAGCUUUGCUGCAAAUGAUCACCAUCCACCUGCCUUCUCCGGUCACCGCACAGAAAUACCGCUGUGAGCUGCUCUAUGAAGGCCCUCCCGAUGAUGAAGCUGCCAUGGGCAUUAAGAAUUGUGACCCCAAAGGACCCCUGAUGAUGUACAUCUCCAAGAUGGUACCCACCUCUGACAAGGGCCGUUUCUACGCCUUUGGCCGGGUGUUCUCAGGAGUUGUGUCCACUGGGCUCAAGUGCAGAAUCAUGGGACCAAACUACACCCCGGGAAAGAAAGAGGAUCUCUACCUGAAGCCAAUCCAGAGAACCAUCCUCAUGAUGGGCCGCUACGUGGAGCCCAUUGAAGACGUGCCUUGCGGUAACAUCGUCGGCCUGGUUGGCGUCGACCAGUACCUGGUCAAGACGGGCACCAUCACCACCUUUGAACACGCCCACAACAUGCGCGUUAUGAAGUUCAGCGUCAGCCCUGUCGUGCGUGUGGCUGUGGAGGCCAAGAACCCGGCUGACCUGCCCAAACUGGUCGAAGGCUUGAAGAGAUUGGCCAAGUCUGACCCCAUGGUGCAGUGUAUCAUUGAGGAAUCUGGAGAGCACAUCAUAGCCGGAGCCGGAGAACUGCAUCUGGAGAUCUGCCUGAAGGAUCUGGAGGAGGAUCAUGCCUGCAUUCCCAUCAAGAAAUCCGAUCCAGUCGUGUCUUACCGGGAGACUGUUAGCGAGGAAUCGGGAACGUUGUGCCUUUCCAAAUCGCCCAACAAACACAACCGCCUGUACAUGAAAGCCCGCCCCUUCCCAGAUGGCCUGGCCGAAGACAUCGACAAGGGGGAUGUCUCAUCCCGCCAGGAGCUGAAGCAGCGGGCCAGAUACCUGGCUGAGAAGUACGAAUGGGACGUGGCUGAAGCCCGUAAGAUCUGGUGCUUCGGCCCAGACGGCACUGGUCCCAACAUCCUGACCGAUAUCACCAAGGGGGUGCAGUACCUCAACGAGAUCAAGGACAGCGUGGUGGCCGGCUUCCAGUGGGCCACAAAGGAGGGAGCCCUCUGCGAGGAGAACCUGCGAGGAGUCCGCUUUGAUGUGCAUGACGUCACCCUGCACGCUGAUGCCAUCCACCGCGGCGGCGGCCAGAUCAUCCCCACAGCCCGGCGGUGCCUCUAUGCCUGCAUGCUGACAGCUCAGCCCCGCCUCAUGGAGCCAAUCUAUCUGGUGGAGAUCCAGUGCCCUGAACAAGUAGUGGGCGGCAUUUAUGGCGUGCUGAACAGGAAACGAGGCCACGUCUUUGAAGAGUCCCAGGUGGCUGGAACCCCCAUGUUCGUGGUCAAGGCCUACCUGCCUGUCAACGAAUCUUUUGGUUUCACAGCCGACUUGAGAUCCAACACCGGAGGCCAAGCUUUCCCGCAGUGCGUGUUUGACCACUGGCAGAUUCUCCCCGGGGAUCCCUUUGACAGCGCCAGCCGUCCUUGUCAAGUGGUCAGCGAGACACGGAAACGCAAAGGGUUGAAAGAAGGCAUCCCCGCGCUCGAUAACUUCCUGGAUAAGUUGUAAACCGGUCGAAUGAAAUAGUAGCGCACCAGAUCUUGGAAAAAAAAAGAAUAAAUUUUAAAAAUGGCUGUUGUGGGACUCGAAAUGAACUUUUAACUAGUGUAAAAAAAAAAAAAAAAAAA
Messenger RNA from Thamnophis elegans (Western terrestrial garter snake), 2753 nucleotides. It is a transcript of the gene EEF2, whose product is annotated as eukaryotic translation elongation factor 2. Bases 1 to 2634 code for a protein of 877 amino acids. Gene Ontology annotation, cellular component: cytosol; ribonucleoprotein complex. The transcript has 15 exons. Gene Ontology annotation, molecular function: GTP binding; translation elongation factor activity; ribosome binding. Gene Ontology annotation, biological process: translational elongation. The record is from RefSeq and is a predicted model, not a curated record. Lineage: Eukaryota; Metazoa; Chordata; Lepidosauria; Squamata; Natricidae.